Nomia melanderi (Alkali bee) is the source of this 3704-nucleotide messenger RNA. Its product is annotated as cholecystokinin receptor type A. Gene Ontology annotation, biological process: neuropeptide signaling pathway. The record is from RefSeq and is a predicted model, not a curated record. Gene Ontology annotation, molecular function: neuropeptide receptor activity; gastrin receptor activity. NCBI's taxonomy places the organism in Eukaryota, Metazoa, Arthropoda, Insecta, Hymenoptera, Halictidae. Gene Ontology annotation, cellular component: plasma membrane.
CUAUAAAUACUCGUGAACUAAAACACAAAUUGAUUUAAUAGCGUACACCAAUUUCAAUUAACUACCUCCCUUUACUGCAGGUAUUCGUCGUUUGAAUGUAGCCUGAAAAUGUUUUUCUGCGUGGAACUUCUGCAUAAAGUUUCAAUGCAACAUGGAACGGGUGUCUCAUUACCGUGUGUACACAUUGAUCGCACUGCCGAAGCUAAUGUAAUUGAACAAAUCAGCUAAACACAGUCUACACCGUAUUAUUUUCUUGAGAAGAUUAAACAAAUGUUACUCGACGCGAUACGCUUAAAAAUGGAACUAUAAUGCUUGCUUAUUAAGCGCAAUGCAAGGACAAGCUUCAUCGACGUUCUCUCCACCGUUAAGAAGAAAAGAAAGUGUUUCUUGACCGCUGUGAAGCCUCUGCGAACGUGUUCAAUAAUUUUAUCGAUAGCAAAUGCCGCGAUACAGCGGACGAAACGGUUCUACGAUAAAUGUAGCAUUUUCGAACAUUACGCGCCGUGUGAAUCACUCGAAGACCAACAUGGCGGAUAACGUGACGCUCUCGGAGACGCUAACCUUUAUCGAUACCGGGAGUGCUUCGCGAAUGGUCUGAGAACGAGGAAGAUCGAGAGAAACAAUGAUGCCGAUCGCUUAUUAUUUUUGCCAUUGUGUUUCAUUCGCUCGGGAGAGGAAUCAUUUUAAAUGAUUUCAACUCGUCGGAGUAUUGUUCGGUCGGAGUGUUCGCGGAGAAGAAGGAAUGAUCGACGCGUUCAACCUGUUGAUACUUGGGAAGAGAGCGAAUCAACAAUAGCGAUCGUUUAUCGUCGAAUUGCACGGAGAGCAAGAGGCGCGAUAUAACGGGUGGCGCCAGGAUGACGUCCCUCGAUUACAACGUGUCCGGUAACGGAGUGCCGUCGAUCGACUACCUGUCCAACCUCGAUACGAAUCAACCGUUCGUUAACGGACCGUCGCAGCUGUCAACGAUAAGCUCGAUAAUUGCGAAUGUUACGGUGACGACGCGUGCGAGGCCCAAUCACCGCAAUUUACUGGAAACUUUAAUUAUUCCGUUAUACGGAACGAUAUUUCUGCUUUCGGUGGUCGGGAAUUCAUUGGUGUUGAUCACGCUCGCACGGAACAAGAGAAUGAGGACGGUCACCAACGUGUAUCUGUUGAAUCUGGCAGUUUCCGAUUUGCUGCUCGGUGUCUUCUGCAUGCCCUUCACCUUACUUGGCCAGAUUCUGAAGAAUUUCGUCUUCGGGAUCACGCUGUGCAAACUAAUAUCGUACUUCCAGGCUGUGUCUGUGUCUGUGGGGGUCUGGACCCUCGUCGCAAUUUCAUUGGAGCGAUACUUCGCUAUUUGCAGACCGCUGAAAUCGAGGAGCUGGCAGACCGAGUUCCACGCUUACAAAAUGAUCGCCGUCGUAUGGACAGCGAGUCUAACAUGGACCGCGCCCAUUUUGAUUUUCUCUCAACUCCAAAGUUUAAGCGGCGGAAGACACAAGUGUCGAGAAGAGUGGCCUAACGUGGAGACCGAGAGAGUGUACAACAUAUUUUUGGACGCAACUUUGCUCCUAAUCCCCUUGAUUGUAAUGUGCCUGGCGUAUUCGUUAAUUGCGGCAGAACUUUGGCGCGGAUUACGCCAGGAAAUACGGCAAACGUCCGGUUGUCAACGACGCCUCGAGAGGACGGAAUUCAGUGGAACGGUGCGGGAUUCAUCGUACGACAAGGGUGAUGGAGGAUCCAACACGAUGGUUGUUCUGAAUGAUUGCGGCGGCUCCUCGAGAUUCAGGCGGGGAUUUUCCACUUCGCAUGGAUACUUCCAAGACACACCUCACAAGAUGCCAUCCAGGGUACGCUUUCCGGAAUCGAGGAUUUCCAGGACGUUAUCUGGCAAAUGUCCAGCCACGGAAUAUCCCCCCGAAUCGAGGAUACAAAUCCGGAGCAACGGAAACAGUUACAUAACGAGAGACACGUCGGACACCGCGAACGAUGAACAACAGGACUCGAAUUCUUCGUUCGAUCAGCGACACGCGAUACGCAGUAAUUACGUGGGCAAGAGCAUCGAAGCUAAAAAGAAGGUAAUCAGAAUGCUGUUCGUAAUUGUGUUGGAGUUCUUCAUUUGCUGGGCACCGCUGCACGUGAUCAAUACCUGGCAUCUUUUCGCCCCAGAAUUGGUAUAUUCUGUGGUCGGGAGUACCGGCAUUAGCUUGGUACACUUACUCGCCUAUGUUUCCAGUUGCUGCAAUCCCAUCACUUACUGUUUCAUGAACAGAAAGUUCCGCCAAGCGUUCCUGGGCCUUUUCAACUGUCACCGGUGCUGGAGAGUGGGAUGCAGAAACAGCGAUGUAGCCAUGACGUCAACAAAGAACGCGAUACAAGUUGGGAACAACAGCGAACUAAGUGGAAACGAAUCGACGAUUUAUCUCGCGAAAACUUCGCUCGUCGCUAAAUCUGAGGUAGUAAGACUCUUGGAGGAGGAAGAUCAUGUCUAGUACAAGCAGAACGCGUCGUGCAACGAGAAUCUCAGAUCGAACGUAAUGUUAUUGCAAAGCGGUGACGAACAGGACGACUUUUUCUUAAAAAUAUCAUGGCGCUCGUCCAAGAGCGGGACUGGGAACGAUCAAGGGCCUCGAUCGUCGGGAUCAAGCCGCCAUUUUCUGUACGACUGAUGCCAAGGAAAUCCUAUUAAGGACUUUCACUUGUAACGGAACUGGAAAUCUGGAAUCGCGUCUCGAGGGAUGUACUUUUAAACUUUUCACGAACACAUCUUGAGAUCGAAUGUUUCUUAUUACUCAAGAGUUCGUCGAUAAAGUAAAUGGAGGACAAAAACAUAAACAAAGUGGUGUUCGCGCGCUGAAAGUAUUGGACUUGUUUAAUUUGAAAGUGGCGUGAGUCGAUUUCUUUUAAAGUUUAGGAAAAGAAUGAUGUGAAGUGUAAUAUGAAGUUUUAUAAUUUAUAAUUGAUUUGUAAUUUUAAAUGAUCCGUUCGUGUUGGUCGAUUGAUAUUUCGUUGUCGUUCGAUGGGAACGCAAUUUAAAAUCUGAAAUCAAAAGGAAUGGAUUUGUACUACUUUUAAAGUAAACGAACCAAUUAUAGGAAACAUUGUUGUAAUUGGUGACUGUAUAAUUUCGCAUUAUGAAUUUUGUAUGAAAUUUAGACUGAUAUUCAACGUGAACGAGAAUAGUGAUGUAAAUAUUGUCCCCUGUAAUUUAUUAAUUAAUUUAACUAGAAAUUUGUGACGCAGGAGUUACAUGAGUGACCGGUGGUCAAUAUAUUGAAAGAAAUAUAUUGACACAAAUAUUGAAUUACUACAGUGAAGCCUCUCAUGUUCCAACUGAUAGGAAGUUGUGGGCAAGUGUUCGAUGAAUAAAUUUUCGAAGAUAUAGUAUAAUUACUUCUUCUUUGAUAAAUGUAGUUUGUUUAAUUAUUUAUUGAUAACAUAUUUAUUGGUUUUUAAAUCACAUCAAUUUGGAAAUGAUUAAACAUAUUAAUUGCACAUUUGAUAGAUUUAAUUAUCUCUUCAGAAAUAAUCAAUAUCGUUUCAAACGAAAAUACUGAUUUCAUUCAAGUUGCAUCGGUUCUAUGGAAGGCUCCCCUGUAUAUAACCUUUAUUUUUCUAAUUAUUCGAUUAGCCGCUAGCACGUAACGCGAUUGACACUUGUAUAUAGACACGUACAGCAUCAUUAUCAUUUUGUAUCGCGAAAUGAGAAUCAAGAUUGU